AUGACUGUGCAACAGCCACUUCCACGACGCUACAUCGACAAGCAAAAGUUGGCCAAUUUCUGGCGAAGCCAUCCAGAUUUUAAGGGAAAGCCAUGCAAAUUGGAGGUGAGGACCAAAACCACAAUUCACAAUGACAUCUACUCACAAUCUAUUAGCAGCUGGAUGAUGAAUCAUACGUGGUGACAGUUCCCCGUAAGAUGACUGAUGUAAGUGUUAUUUAGAUCAAUUGAUUCAUAAACUCAAUUGACCGCCACAAUUAAUCAUAGGGGGAAAUCAAGUCUACUUAUUACGACAAAGAGACGCUCGAGAAGAUGGAGGCUGGGGCGGAUGCUGCCUAA
Molecule: messenger RNA, 338 nt
Organism: Hymenoscyphus albidus
Lineage: Eukaryota; Fungi; Ascomycota; Leotiomycetes; Helotiales; Helotiaceae
Source: the annotation of a GenBank genome assembly